AGAGGGAGUCAGCUAUCCCAGGAAGCCUUGGAUCAAGUGCUCGAGCGGCUUUCGCGACGCCUGCAGCAGCAGCGCCUCACUGCGCGGGCUUGGUUCACGAAGGCCGAUCUCGAUAAGGACGGGCUGCUGUCGAUGCAGGAAUUCACGCAAGAAGCUCUGAAAAUGCCUUUGGGCAUCGAGGCAGACGAGUUGAAGCAAGUGUUCUCGAUGUUAGACAAGCAAAAGCGACGUUUUGUCAGUUUGAUUGACUUCGAGACGGCGAUUCGCGAGUCGGAGGCCAAGAACACGCCGCUGGAGCAGUGGCGUAAGGACUGUCUCCUACGUCUGGCCACGGCGUGCAAGUUUACGGCUUCAGUUUUUCUACAUACAAGCUGAUCAACUACUUACUUACAUCAUCUCGCCAUCAGAUUCAGCUCUGUGCGGCGUUGAUUAUCACGACUUCAAUCACGUUCUAUUUCUACACCGCCGCAUUCUUUCAGGUAUACCAGAUUCAACAUGCUUACUAGUCUCGUGCUCAAAAACAGCAUCAGUCGGUCCCUUUCUGUUCUUCUUUCAUUGUUCGGGCCGGCAAGGAGUGGAAGCAGGUCUUUUUCGCGAGCACGCGGGGCAAUGUGCUUGCGCGCAAGGACUUCGAGACGCAGUUGUUGAAUUUUUCGAUUGGCGUGCGAUCGGAUCAAGUUAAGAAACUUUGGACGGUCUUUGACAGGGAGAAUUCUGGUUAUGUCCAUUUCAACGAAUUUGUAGAUGGCUUCCAGAAGUGCAUCGGGACGGGGGCACUCUCGACUACCGCGUUCGUUUCCCCGAAGGCACUGGAGUCGCCAACGACGGGCACAGCAGAGGUCGGCGACAUGGGCCAUGAAUACUACUACGUGUGCCUCAACAGGAUCCUGCGCAAGUGCAAAGUACAUCAUCUUCUAGCCUUCACAGAUGAAGUAUCAUCUUCAUUCAUUCUCUCCUCAGGAAUGCUUAGUUAUGCUUUUGUGAUAAAGUUUGUGCCACUUUUUGGAUAAGUAAUGAAUUAUGACAAGCUGAUGCGCUAUUUUUUUCACAGGAUCGAGGUUACCCAGCAGCAGCAGCGGCAUUCGCUGGCUUUGAUGCGGAUAAAGACGAUAAACUCGGCAAGGGUGAUAUCAAUCGUGCCUUCAAGGAUUUGAAUCUAGGAUUCUCGGAUGAAGAAAUCGAUAUGCUCUUCGCUCGAUUGGACGGGCGCAACACGAACAUGGUAAGUCUCGAUGAACUCCGGAAUGCCUUCAUGGAAGCAGAAAUCAGCACCAACAGGCAGGUACUUGUUUCUUAGUCGUCCCUCAAGUGUUCAUAUUCACUGUUCACUGUUUCUGAUUGACAAAUUUCUUGAGCAGAGGUUAUUUUUGCUGAACUGUUUUUUUUCAAUCUUAAUUUGGUAACAACUCUACUUCUUUCGCUUGAAUUUCCAUAUCAGUUGAUACUAUGGACAGACGAGAUUUUCCAGAAGUUGAAAGGAGCCAUCGAGCGUUCUGGUAAGGCGGUUGAAGACGUGUACCAGGGCCUAACCGAGGGCAAUCGCCGUGGUCUUGUGGAGGAAGGACCGUUCCUCAACCUCGCGAGGCGCAUGAAUCCCGGCAUGUCCGAUUAUGUGAAUCAUGGACUACUUGCUCUUCUUCGGGAUGAAGAUCUUGUAGAGAUGAGAAAUAGCAACACAGGUUUCGUCGAGAAAAGGAACUAUUUUGUAAGCACCAGACUACAUUCACAAGUAUCUAUACAUAGUAAGAUCAUCAUCAUCAUCAUCGUCAUCGUCAUCGUCUGGAACUUGAGCAAGAAGAUCUUUUCUGUUCGUGAAAAGAUGUUAAUGUUUUCUUUCAUAUUCCAGAGGAGUUGAAACGUUUGUGGCAGGCGGUGGACAAAGGAAGCGACGGCUGUUUGAUGCUCGACACGUUCAAGAAUAUGUUCGGCAAGAGUGAAGUUGACCAGUUGCUGAAGAGCGAAGCCGCAACCGAGGAAUAUUUCUCCAUUCUGUUGGGUAAACUGUUCAACAAGCUGCUAACGAAGGGGUUCCGGACUACGAGGGAGGCAUUUGACAGCUUCGAUAAUGACCGCGACGGAAAAAUCACAAGGCAAGAGUUUGACGAAGGUUGCCGCAGACUUGGCGUUGGCGGAAGUUCAGAUGAACGAAUGCUUGUGUUCAGUCGGAUCGACGAUGACGGCAAUAAUGUGGUUUCCAGUGAUGAGUUCCAGCGUGCAGUGGUGCGCGGGAGCCAGUACGACGGUGUGGAGCGUUGGGGUAAGGAGAUCGUGCAGCGAAUUGUCGUCGCGAUUCAGCAGAGCGGAAAGUCGAUUCGGGAAGUGUUUGAGGCACUAGGAAGCAACGCCCCAACCAUCCUGAUGGAGCACUUCAAUAAGGUACUGCAGGCCUUUGAUGAGUCCUUGUCGCCUUCGCAACUGAAACGACUCUGGCAGAUGGCGGACAAGAACAACGAUGGCAGCAUCGAUCUCACCGAAUUCGAGGCGAUGUUCGGUCCGAACAGUGUGCUGCUCGGGGGCGCGGGCGUAACAUCGUCGUCUACCGCCAGCACUUCUGUGGGAGUGAUAGCAGCUGCUACGACGAGUCAACCACCUCCACCGAAUCCGUAUCUUGCGGCAGCGGCGCCAAAUGCGGCACCGGCUCCAGCGGUAACGACGAGCUUAUCGCCAGCUGGCCCCAUUCCAGUGGCCACGGCGCAGCGCGUCAUGGAUGCUGACGCAAACCGGCCGCAGCGUUCGUCGCCUGCCGUGGAGAACCAGAAUCGCGCUUUCUGCCUCGUGAACCGCAUGAGCCGCAGUUUGCAGGCUAAGAGCGCAACGGCUCAUAACACGUUUGGCGUAUACGCCAUGGCGACGAUUGGGCCGAACGCGGAGCCUGCAAUUCCGAUGGCCGACUGGCAGCACGCAGUUAGUAGAAGUGGACUGGGUCUCUCACUAGAAGAAGGCAAUUGGUUGUUGAAGGAGCUCACACAAGGAGCGGCACCGCAAGACGUAGGGAAACUGUCGAUGCCCUUACUUGACAACCUGUUGAAGACAUCGCCCAAGCCGCAACAGGUCGAGAGUUGGGCGAAGCAGUGGCUCAAACAGGUUUCUUUCUGCUAGCAGUAGGUGGUCUUCACAUUUUUAUGUAUCGCAAUCGCAUUCUCUAGAAUUUUUAUGUUCAUGUGAUUGAAUGUGAAUCGCUUUUCUCCCGUUUUUUCGUACCGCAAUUCUGAAUUUAGAUUUACUCUUCAUUCCAAAUGUUCAGUUUGACAUGGAGGCAACGCGGCGUGGUCAUCGCCGCGGGCUGGUGAGUUCGAUCGAAAGUUUUGGUUCUGCGCCUCUGCCGCUGGAAACCCUGCGAGCGGAAAUAUCGCGAUUUGCUACGCGUGAGGCGGUACCUUUCUCGGACGAAGAGUGGUCCAAAGUGGCGAUACUAGUAGACAAAGAUCCAGACGGACGCGCAUUGUGGGAACCCUUCCUGCAGUGGGCCGCAGGCACUGAGGUGGCUGAUGCAUCAGCAAACUCGUCAGGGACUCUUUUCGGUAACCCCGGGGUAGAGGAGCGGAAAUUUAGCUCUACCGUAGUCGGGGGAACCAAUGUUGGUUAUCUGAUGACCAUCAUCCGCGAAAAGUUAGCCCGACGAGGUGUGAGCACAAAGGAAAUGUUCCUCAAGUGGACGAGUGGCCGCUCAGAGCAGGACUUAACGCAGGCAGAGUUCGUCUCCUGCCUGCAGUCCAUGCCUCUGGGCCUCACGUCCAGCGAACGGGAGCAACUCUUCCUCUUUGUAGACACGAACGGCGACGGCCGCGUAUCGUACGCUGAGUUUGAGAACGCACUAAGAUAUAGUGCCGACACGAACUUAGCAGCGGUGCAGGCCGACGAAAAGUGGGUCUACGACCUCUUUGCGCGCAUCAAGACAAGUUUGCAGGCGACGGACACUUCCGGCGCUUCGCUAGACUUCUUGAUACGCAACCUGUUCGACCGCAUUGCCCAACAAGGCCCAGGAUCCGGCUCCUCUUCCACUCUUAAGGCUAAGCUGAAUGUAAGUAUGACAGUGGGCCUAAAGAUGAGAGGGAGCACAUUAAAUUCGGAGUGAAGCACAUCUCUAACACUUCAAGCGCUCCUAGCAAGUGCAUCGCAAAGGGAUCGCUCUUCGGCACGAUUCGACUGUUCGAACGCGAUGCGAGCGACCAGCAGUUGGAGAAGCUGUUUGCUAUGACGGACAAGGACGGCGACGGCAACGUCGAAUUUGAAGAGUUUUUGGCUGCAGUACUAGGCAAAAAGGCAGUGCUUUCGAAGAAUGUAGUCCACGAGGCGUACCAGAAUUUAUGACAUAGUGUAUAGGCAUGCUGUGAACUAGUUCUUCUAAAGUAGAUUCAAAGAAUCGUAAUCUACAACAUAUUCUCUGCAAUGUCGGCGCAGUCCUAGAUCAAAUAUUUGUAAAGCUCUAAAAAGUGUGUUGUCGACAAUUGGAAACGCUGUUCCGGACCCUACCGCGCACACGCAGCAAGAGGAACCGAGCGCAGAGUUGAAAGUUGUUUUGAACGCGAUCCGAGCGGCACUACCAGGUCUGAAAAAAACUAUGCUUCAAGUGUGCCAGGUCUUCGACGCCGAUGCGGACGGGCGAUUACGGGAAAAAGAGGUGUAUCAGAUUUUUAACGCGUUCCCUGAGGGUGCUGUGCCAAUUGAGACUGACAAACAGACGAAGAAUGACGUCUUCAUGAUGCUCGUAGACUGUUUUCCAGGCAGGGACGUGCAACCAGGAGAAAACGUGAAGAUCGGAGGCAUGGAGCCAACUAUCAGCACGAACCUGUGGAGUUUUGCGGUCGACCAAUCCGGUGGGUCCAAGGAAGGCGGCACAGGGCCUGCUCAAGCGUCCCAAGUGGUCCCCGAAUUGACCACACCGGAAAUGUGCAAGCAGAUAGUUGAUGGGAUUCUCGCGAAGCGUCAGGCGCGUGGUGCGAUUGGCGGUAAUUUGUAUACUGUGAGUUUUCAUCGUUUUUCGUGAUAAUUUUUCACCAUGCUUGUUUAUGGAAGAGUAGAAGAAAUUCUUGAUAGCAUGUAAUCGUUUGCUGGAACGCUCGUCCAGGUCCCGCCGGCAUCUACGAGGAGCUUGCAGGUUUUGCACGAGGACAGGCCUUUUUAACAAAGCAACAAUUCGUUGGUGCGGCGCUUACCGUGGCGCCGUCGCUUAAAGCAGACGUCAUUGAAACCCGCUUCAGCACCCUUCCUUUGGAUCCUGCAGGUCUCAACGUCGAUAUCCAUCGAUUUGUCGAAGCCUAUAAGCCCUACGAGCCACCACCAGCCGACGCAGCGGGAGCGGGCAUGCAGGGAGCCGGGUCCAUGACUGCGGCGCCAGUUCAACCUGUUGCCGCAGCUGGCAUGCCGCAACAGCCGAUGGCAUCUUCGCCUGGCGGCGGAGGCCUUGGUGCACCCUCACCAGGUCAACAGAUGCCUUCGCCUGCGCAGACGGCUCCCGGUCUGCCCGCGACAGUUGCUGAAGUGAGCAUUGACCCCACUACCUUCUUUUCCGACGUGAUUUUGAUGCAGUUGCGCGAGCUCACUGCGCGACAGGGUGCAGAUAUCACUUUCCGGCAACUGGACCCGCAAGGGCUCGGAGAAUUAAGCCAGCAAAUGCUCGAAGACGGCCUGCGCAAUCUCGGCGUCGCGCUCUCGCCGCCGCAAGUGUUUGCCUUGUUCGAGCAGCUGAAGCAAGCCGGGCCGCCGCUCGGAUUCGGGCCGCCGCAGAUGAAUCCUUUGGGCGGACCGCCGUUGCCUCCGCAGCCGAUGCUGAAGAUAUCCGUCUCGCAGGCGGACUUUGCGGCCGCCUUUGGAUGCGCGAACAAGAACACCGAGGCCUUCGUGUUUGUAUUGCUGCGACGGGCGAUGGAGAUGGAGAACCGAAGCACACCGACAAGCCCGGAAGAUGAGGCGAUACUGAGGGCGCAGUUGUGGGCCAGGAGUUUUGGAGCCGAGAAACAGGACGUGACGCGGUAUGAGGUCGAAAACUUCAUCGCGAAGUACGACCUGACUCUGGCGAAUGCGCAGAAAGACGUGCUGUGGGCGGUCUUGUGCGGCUCGCCUGGCGCGGAUCGGCUUCCCAAGACCCGCUUCCUCCAAGCCCUCGAAGGGGUCGGCCUACCGACUGUGACCUACCACGACGUGAAACUGCUGACAAAACACCAGCUGAAGACCGCUAUGACCGCUUUGGAAAUAUGGUUCGCGAGCAGCCAGCCACCGCCUGCAUCACAACCUGGCAUUCCACCCCAGCCUGUGCCACCACCAACGGCGCAGUCUGUAAUGCCGCGACAGGACGUUAUGCGCGUGCUGCGUUUCGCGCUUCCUGGUCUGACCCAGCGAAGCUUGGAGCACUUGAUGCGAUUGAUGCCAGCACAAGGGGGAGUGACUGGAGCAAACUUGUUUUUUAUGCGGUUCCGGGACAAGCUCCAUGCUGCCAUUGAGAUGCAGAAUGCAAAGGCGAAAUUGCCAGCGCCCUUUGACAAGCAAGUGGUGCUGCCAGCGGCGCAGUACUUGAAGCAGAUGCUGGAGAAGCGGAAGCUUAAGAGCAUGCAUGAAGCGUUCGCGCAGUGCUUUCCGAGUGCGGCCCCUGAGCUGCAAAAGGGUGCCAAUGCGCGUGAGGCGCGUGUGCCUUUUCGCGACCUGGGUCCGAGUUUGCAGCGUGUCCUAGGACUCUCGCCGCAAGACUUAACCAACAUGCUGCAAAAUGAGGCGACGAGCGUACUGCCACUCACUCUGUGCGACCUGGACGCACAGGUGCUGGACGUGGUGGAGCUGGCACAAAGGCUGGACAAACUCGCUGGGCUCUCGCGCGGCGGUCUUGGCGCGCAAACGGAUCCUAACAAGGCGGUGCGCGCCCCCCCGGGAGGCGAGCUGUCGCCUCUUGUGGACCUACUCUCUUUGCAGCAACAAAACGCAUUGGUGUAUGACCUGGAAGCAUACCUCGUUGAGAGCAACAAGACGGUGGCCAGAAGCGGUGGCGCGCAGCAACCGCGCGAGGGCGUAAGCUGCGAAAAGAUUUUCCAGUCUAUGCAGUCCUCAUCGCUGGUAGCGAAGACCCUGUCCCCGCAGGAGAAACUACAAGUGCAGGCGUUUUUGCAGGCUGAAUCCGCGUUGGCGGACAGCGCAGCCUUUGCAGCUCUCUUCGCGUUCUCGGUGCAGAUUGAGCGCAUGAGCAUGAAGCAAGCAGGCGCCAAGGAGGCAGCAUGGCGUGGUUUCGUCUUGCGAGUACGAUAUGCUGGCUACACCGUACAAUUGCCCAGAUUUGAACUCCCCAAGGUGGCGGGUUUCUUCAAGAAGGCGGAGAUUCAGCCUGCUAAUUGGCGCCAGUCGGCCGAGUUUCUACUCGACGGCAUGCACAAGCUCUCCUCCUCGGAUAUCAAGAAAAACAUGGACCCUAACGCGCCCGAUCCGCUGACGCUCGAACUCUUUGGUGAAGCAGCCGGAAACGAGCCUGCUGGACCGGGAACGAUUUCCGGUCCGCACGGGCAACAGUACCAGCCGCUGGGAAGCUUUUCCUUUCGUUUGGGACAGGAGCCUUGGAUGCCGGGGCGCGAUCUUCGCGGUGUGGAUGCGAAGAUCAGCUACGUUGACCCGCAGACACGGAAACCACUCUUCGAGUUUUCGUUUGCUGUGUCCACUCGCAAUGCUGGGCGUCUGCUCGAAGCGUUGUCGAAGCCCGAGAACUCGUGGGCAGUGCAGGAGUUUGCCAAAAACGCGUUUGGUCGUGUGAUCGAGAAGCGACAGAAAGAGAGUCGACCGAUUUUCUUCUCCCAGGGCGUUGCAGAGGAGGUGAAAGCGUUCAGCCAGCGGCGAGAUGACGCUUUGUUACAACCGGAAUUUCAGAAGUUCAUGGAACGCUACGCUGAUGCGACGCUUGCUCGCAACCCAGUGUUAAUGGACUGUCUGUUCAAAGCGGCGUACCGCGUCAGUGGUCAAGACAUGCUGGAGGCUGAGCGUGGUAUUCGACCGGCGAGUGGUGGACCUACCGUCCCUGGUGCAGGAUCUCCAGGCGUAGUGCCAGGUAGCGGAAAUCUGACCGCUGCAGGUAUGCAGGGAGCGGAUCCGUCAGCGCAGCUGCCACCGCUGCGUGUGCCAAUCGAAGAGUUCGCACGCGUGUACUUCGAGCACCGCGAAGGCGGUAGGAAGCACGCAGAUUUCGGUGCUGAGGACCAGGUGUUGAGCGUCGAUUCGAUUGAUCCGAUUCUGUACGACAUGCUGAUGGCAGAGAUUCGCUUCCGCAUUAUGAUGAAACGGCAAACGCUCUCGGCGCUGUUCCGCGAGAUGGAUACCAGUGGAGAUGGGUCCCUAGACGUGGACGAGCUCUUCGACGCCUUCAAGAAAACGUUGCAGAGCGAGUUCUCAAGGGAUCAAGUGCGUAUGCUGCACAAUUUCAUGGCGGGUGGAGCCGGAAAGUCCAUCUCGGAGACCCAUUUUGUGGAGUUGUUCGGACGUAUGAGCCCAAUUCUAGAUAGCUACCUGUUCUUGAUGCUGCGUCGCAUUGCCUACCACAUCCAGCAGAACCAGAGCGCGACUUACAGCAUCGAGAUGCUGUGGCGCAGUAUUCCUCGGCAGAGUGGCGACCCCACGAAGUUGUACAAGAACGAGUUCUUAAGCUUUGUGCACGAGAACUACGACUGCACUUUGACGACGCAGCAGAUGGACCGGCUCUGGCUGCUUGUGGACCGCGAACGCAGGCAAUUUUUGGAUCAGGCGAUGUUCGCGAAGAUUCUCUCUCCGCCCGUGCCCGUGCACCGCUUCGAGGAUCUGCAGCAGGUGAUUACCACCAUGAGCGCGAAGCGCAUUGGCGGAUUGCUCAAGAUGUUCGAGCAUCUGGACCUACGAAAAAAGCGGGAAGUGACGCGAAACGAGUUUUGUUUAGCGCUGAAACUUGCGAUGCCGGUCGAGUUGGGUGGCGAGGUGGAAUUGAGCCAGGUUCUGCGUCUAGCGCCCACGACCAAGGGUGGCCCAAUGGAUCCCUACCAGAUGUACAAUUACCACGAAUUUCUGCAGAAAUUGGAGCAAAAGGUGGAUGCUUCGCGCGGACCGCUGGACGAUGCCAAAAAGCUCCUGAUUUUGAAGUCCGUGCAAGACGUUCAGGGGAUCUUGGACCGGAAAAACGUGGAUUCAAUGCUAAAACUCGUCCAAGACAUCGCUACCGAAGCUGCGCGCGAACAAAACUUGCCAACCGUGGUGUACCAGCGUGUUGACUGUGAGGCGCUCGUCCGGCACGUGCGUGCGCGACUUGAGCUCUCAGGUCAAGAAGUUGCGGACUACCUCACCGGCGACAAGGCUUCGCUCCUGUAUCUUGGAACAAUUUCGAGCGAUCCGGCCACUGGGCGACGCGUCGUUGACGUGGCGGAGUUGGCGGCGAGAUUCGACCAAUUGCGGGCUGAAGAAACCCAUCUGGUAGCGCGAACGCAACAACGGGCUUCCACGUCGAAAGGGGAGGCGGGGGCGGACCAAGUGACUAGCGCUAAGCGCGAUAAGGCGUUCCGUGCGAUAGACUACAGCGACGGGCGGUUGCAGUUCUGCCCGAUCCGAUUGCCAGUCGAGAAGCAGACGGAGCUUUGUGAAGUGUUCGAGGUUCGGUACAAGGAUGGCUUGAUCCCCUUUGACCGAUUGAGCAGUCUGAUGGUGGAGCUGCAGGCUGGCAUAAUGCGGUCCGAGCUCGACCAGUUGCAGCGGUGGACGCAGAGCAGUUUGGCGGCGCAGCAAGCAGCGGGUUCGGCGGCAGGCGGGCGACUAUUCUACCCCCAAAUGACUUGUUUUACCGUCAUGUUGGAGAAGGUGAGUGUGCGAUGGCCGCCCAACGUGGGCGGGCAGGGUGGUGGCCGGGAACCACCAUUCUCGCAGUUCCGGUUCCACAUUGGCUUCGGGCAGCAAUUGGUGCCUCUGAACGGCUUCGCACCUCCGAAGCAACAGAAAUCGUUUAUGACGAGCUCUGCCGCCGCCGCCAAGGUCACUAUGCCACCGGACUGGUUUCAGGCCGCUCAAUACUACCUCGACGGUCCAGAGCGCGUGCCGCUUCGCAGGGUCGUCGCAGCCACGCAAGGCGCUGCCUCGUCCGAAGACAUGCUUACCUUGUUCCUUUAUGGCAUAGACGCGAGCACGAGUCAGUGGGUGCCACUUGCAAAGUCGGAAAUCGCUUACGGGUCCGCGGAUUGGCCGCAGGGACGAGACGUCAGUGUUCCCAGUAAGACGAUGGACGUGCAGCUUCCGGGACCGCGGGGCUCAAUGGGGUCGAUUCAAUUAGAAUUUGCAAUCUCCACUCAAAAUGCUGCGCGGCUCACAGCGAUGGUUGACGAGCACUACAAUUUAAGGAAAAGCGAGAGUAGUAUCCAUUACAUACUAACUUAGUGGUACUGGAUCAAUAUGCUUAAGUUGAUACAUAGCAAGGUACACAUACAAGAUGGUUUUCAAAGUUUGGUUCGCCAUUGUUCUACUUCUACUUCUAAGAAAAAUCGUUUUGAAUAGAUUGCGCAUGAAGAUUGCGGAGGGUGCGCGGCCGUUGUUGGACGUGGUUAAGAUGUACGACCAGGACAAUUCAGGCUCCAUUGACCGACAGGAAUGUGACAAAGUUUUAUCCUCGUUCCCGAUGCAAAUCGACGCGGAAGAGCGGGAAGCGGUCUUUACGCGUCUUGCAGGCACGAAGAAGGAGAUUCCGAUAGCGGACUUCGUAGAUGUGAUAGCGCAGUCGAAAGACCUCGUUACUAGUGGUCCAGAGUGGGCCGUCAUCGAGGGGGGACGCAUGCUUCGAAAAUUCAUUCCUGAGUACUUCACUUUGUGAAUCUAUUCAAUAAUGAUUUAUUUCAUUGGUUAUGCCCGGUUUUUGAUGUCACCAUGACCAUGACCAUCUUCAUUGGAAGAAUGUGCGCAGAAGAAGGCAUGACUGUAGACCCAAUUACGAUGUGCAAAAAAUCUUGUAGGGCUGAGCGUCGCAAGGCGACUCUGGCGCAGACGAAUCCGGCGGUGAGAAUAGAAGAGGCAGUGCAAGAGGUUUUACUUGAUUUCAGCAGGGCUCAACCGCGGACCAAAGGACUGCUAGCAGAGGAUGAAUUUGCUGCCGCACUUGCUGCUUUUGGAUACACUGAUAUGCUGAAUAUGACGCGCGUCUUGGCUCACACUGCGAAGGAUCGACAGGGUAUAAUUACAAUUUGUCACAAACAGUGGCAGAUUAAAAAUAUUCUCGAAAAAAUUACUGCCGUGCGGUCUUGUAUUUUCAAUUUUAUGAUGGACACGAGACGUGCUGGAAUUUUAACGAUGCAUCUUUGUGUGACAUAAAUACUCAAAUACGACGCCACAAAUCAACCCCAGGUAAAGUGACUGUUUCCGCCUUCGUCACCAAAUGCUAUGCCCCGGCAGCCGGUGCUUCUGUAACUCCACGCGCCUCGAAGCAGUUCACUCAAGCAGCAGCAGAUCCCAUGGUUCCUGAUGCUGAGCUCUUCGUAGAUACCCUUUCCUUCUACUUCUUCACGACACUGCGCGAUCAGAGGCAAAACCUAGACUCGCUCAUGCGUACUCGAGGAUAUUCUAUGACUUUAUUGGCUAGAAUUGUUGUUCUUGGGUAGUGUAAUACCGUUUCGAGCUAGAGCCUGUGGAGCGAGUAUAAGCAUUCGAUCACUUGCGGACUUCAGGGAUUUUCAGACCAUGCAUGGAUGACAUUGCCAAGCAAUAUUAGAUCUUGUUACUUCACAUUGAAGAAAAGGAAGAAUAUCACAAAUUUCGCGUCAUGUAAAUUAUAGGUGCUUUCCCGACGAGCAUGCAAUUAGGGGAGAACGAAUUAGCCACUGGAUUCCGCAAUUUGGGUCUUAGUGCAGCUGCCUCGAGCCUGUGUCUGCAGAAGAUGCUGCAACUCGGAGUGGCGUCUACCGUACCCCAGUUCCGGCAAACGUUCUUUGAGUCGCGUGGUGUAGGUCAGUUUCCUCCGGGAGUGGCGAAACCCGCUUCGGCCACGUUUUUUGAGGCGUACUACCGCAACGCGAUCCAGUAUGUUGCAGACUCGAUGGUGCGCGAGUUCGGCACUGUCGACAACGCCUUUGCGCAGCACGCAAAGGCGGGCGUGCUUGAGCAUUUUGCAUUUAAGUCUCUGGUAACCCGCUACGAGCAAUUGCUGAACGAAAGGCAACUGACUGAAAUGUGGAGCCUCAUCUUGCUCUCCGUACCACAACAAUCCAGCCGUAUGUCGCAACAGCAACCGCAAAGAACGUUUCUAGAUUUCGAGGCGUUUCGGCAGGUAUUUGUGCCGCCGGUGGCGCUGCCUCCGAGUUUUGAAACUUGGGUUCCGAACUUCAUGAAGUCAAAUCUCGCGAUGAAGCUGAACGUGUUGAAGCCGCGUUUUAAGUCGGUGGAUUGCGAACAACGCGGAACGGUCGACCGUCGAUUGUUCAUCGCCGUUCUACAGACGGUUGCAUCUCAAGACCUAACAGGAGCUGGCGCACAGCAGACACUGUCGCAGGUAGAGGCGCUGCAAGUUGCGAGAUUUGCACCUCUGGAACGCUCCCCUAAUCCGGCAGACGCGCAACAGCAACCACUUCUAUGGGAAUGCAUUUGAGUGUUGUACUGAAAAAAGUUCUUUGAAGAAAAUACGAUUCAGUCUAAUGCUGCCUAGUUGUACUUGUAGUACUUAGAAGCGUUUUCUGGUAAAACAAACAUCUUAGGGACGUCGUGAAGCAUGUACGAUGUCGACCUGAAGUACAGUUUGAUUUUGUUUUCUAAGACGUGUUCCUGUGGUGCCCAACUACGGUCGCUUUUGCCAGAUGGUGGCGGAAGAGGAGACUUUCACGCAUCCAGUGCUGGAUUUAAACCAACGGGAGCGGCUUCGCAGUAACUGUUUGCGCAUGCAGAAAUUGUUGGAGGAGAAGCAAAUCCGGGACUUUGCGACGCUGCUCGCACAAAUUUCUCCUCCAGGCGCGAGCGUGGCGCCCAAAGGGCAGUUAUUCCAGGCACUCAUGGCGGCAUUGUCCCUCUCGCCCCCCGAGGCCCAGGAAUUGCUCGCGGACCCACUGAUCGGUCUCCUACACGCGCUGCCUUUCGUGACGUUAGCGGACGAAGUGUUGUUGCAGGAUCUGAGCCAGAAGUUCGAUGCUAUGCGCGGGGUCACCAGUCUCACGGUCGACGGAGACCAGAGCGGUUUGGGACGCUUUCGCGACAAUGUGAGUGAGUUCGACCGAAAGCUGCCAAACGUGAUUCCGCAGCUCGCGCAGCAACUGCACAUUGCGCAGGGACUGGCAGCGGACUAUCCUGGUGGUCUGGUGCCCUUCCACAAGUUGCAGCGCCUCGUGGAGACUUCGACGGGCGGCGGGGAACUACCGCUCGCGGACCAGCAAGGAUUGAUGAAGUGGUUGGGGUGCGACUCCAUUCAGGCAGUGGUGAGAUACGCGCCUCUGUUAGCGUUUGCGGUUACCGUUCGAAACUUUCACAUCAAGUACAACCCUGAAAGCAGGCUGCAACAGCAAUUUCGAAACUUACGCUUGCAGAUCACUUUCUGUAACUGCCGAAUAACCGGGACCGCGUUCGGAAUCGCAACUGCGAAAAGGUAGAGUUGUUUUUUGAAUUGUGAGAAUAUUUGGGAAAAAUCGUUCUUUUCCGCUAACGUUUAUAUCUUGGUCGAAGUACCAGGUCGGAGAUUCAACUCUUAUAUUGGCUCUUCAUGAUUCUAAUCCUGCAGUUCCGCUGGCGUGUUUAAUCGAGACAUUCCAUCGACAACAAUUGAUCCGAACGCGUGGAGCAGAGUAGAUUUCUUUGUGGACGGGCCAAAGCGACUGUCAGUUGAUGACCUGAAAAAAGCGUUAGCGGUCGACGGCCCGGAGUCUCACUUGCUGACUAUCGAGGUCCAGGGAGAGCAAGCGUUCGGACCGCCCGCCAACUGGGUUACGAUUGCUCGGGUGGCCUACAGGUACUUACAUUUCAGAACACCAAUACAUAGUAGUUGAUACAAGUAGAUAUUCUAAAAGGCACCAGAACGAGGGAUCAAGAUAAAUCGUUCGUGUUCAUAGGGGUCGAUGUUUUUGUUCUCUGUCUGGUUUCAACGUUGUGUUUGUAUGACAAAAAUUUUAUACGGAAAAAAAUAGGUAUCGAUCGUCAGAGUGGCCCAGUGGUCGCGAGCUCGACAGGAAAAAGGAGAUUUUGGAAGUCAAUCUUGGGGUUGAAGCACAGCGCAGUAAGGUUAAGGCUUCUUUCAGUACUGUGUUUCUUCAUUUGGAACUUCCUUCAUCAGAGAGCUAGGACUACUGCAUUGAUUUGAAACUUGAACUUUUCUCAAGGGUAGGACUACAAUACUGCAGGCUUGAACUCUUUUCUGAUGAAAAAAGAGUUUCUCGAGAGCAUUUAGUCACGUUUCUUGUCUUUACACAUGGACAAGUUAUUGGUAAAUCUUCUAAGAACGGCAAACUGAGUUUCGUGUUCGACGUAGCGACGCAGAAUUUGCCUCGGUGCGAGCACUUCGUUCAAACGGGUGGAAACCACACUCCUCGUACACCCCGAGCAGCGUCGCUUACCAUGCUACCAAGUGCGUCCGCAGCUCCAAGUGUCGGAGCACCCACGCAGGCACCGGCAGCUUCCACCGUCGCGGCACCCAUGCAGGCGUCGACAGGACCCACUGGCCAGGAGAGUCUUGUUAUCAACCACAUGCAAGCAAGUGUGCCACUGCAGCCACAGCAACAGCAGAUAUCGCAGCCUCCGCAGCCGGCGGCACAAGCGGUGCAGCAGCAGCAAGUUUCGACAAUAGAUGUGCCGCAACAGCAACCGUUUCAACCACAACAGCAACUCCCACCAUUCGCUCAGCCGCAAGCUCCGCAGCCGCAGUUUAACACGCCACAGCAGCAAGUGCUGCAACUACAACAACAACAACAACAACAACAACAGUUUGAUAUGCCGCAGCAGCAACCACCGCAACCACAACAGCAGCAGCUCAAUAUGCCGCAGCAGCAACCGCAAUUCAGUAUGAAGCAGCAGCAAACACCACAACCGCAGCAGCCGCAGUAUGGCAUGCCUCAACAGCAAGCGCCACAACCGCAGUAUAACAUGCCUCAACAGCAAGCGCCACAACCGCAGUAUAACAUGCCUCAGCAGCAAGCGCUACAAGCGCAGUAUAAUAUGCCGCAGAUGCAAGCACAACCUCAGUUCAAUAUGCCGCAGCAGCAAGCGCCACAACCGCAGUUCAAUAUGCCGCCGCAGCAAGCGCCACAACCGCAGUUUAACAUGCAGCAGCAGCAGCAGCAAGCGCCACAGCCACAGUUUAACAUGCAGCAGCAGCAGCAAGUGGCGCCACCUCAGCCGGCGACAUUCCAGCAGCAGCAACAGCAAAUGGCGCCACCUCAACCACUGAUCCAGCAGCAACAGCAAAUGGCGCCACCUCAACCACUGAUCGAGCGGCAACAGCAAAUGGCGCCGCCUCAACAACCGAUCCAGCAGCAGCAGCAGCAGCCACUUCCGCCGCAGCAGGCACCGUCAUAUUCGGUGCCGCCGAGUGUGCAGCCGGCAAGUGCGCAACCGCAGCAGCAACCAACAAGCGCUGCCCCACAAAGCUCUACUGAUACGGCUCCAAAGGAGGAGACUAAGGUGCAAUUAGCUGCGGAAGAAGAAGAGUACGCGGAUUUCUCGGACUGACAUCGCGACUGCUUGUACAACAGCUAAGUACUUUGUUCUUGUAAAAUAGAGAUUGGGCUCGCCCAUUAUGAAAUAAUAGUUUGUUUGUUUUUAUGAUCAUGGUAAGUACUCUUUUGUUGGCUACGUACUGUUGGAAAUAGCAUGCUUUGAUAUUGUACUACUAGUCAUACAUCAUGCAGCGAUGACGGCGCAUCAAUGCAGAGAGACAAUAUUGAGUAUCUGACCUGGUCGACGGUCACCAUCUUUUUUGUUCCGAUUACAGAUACUACUUAUCUAGGAAAUGUAACCUGUUUUUGACGAAAAUCUAAAAUCACAAUGAAACACUGAUGCUGUGACGGAUUUCUCUCGGGGAUCCGAGUCUAGGUGUAUUGCCUGAACUUUUUUUUUGAUAGAUUCAUUCACGCAAGGGAAGCAAGCUUUCAGGGCGGCUCAGGAUAUAGAUGGAUGUAACUUUGUCCGUUGAAUGAUUCAUCCUUUCCUCAUCAUCACGAAAACAACAUUUGACGCGGCACUCCUCGGGCUCAUUUAGUUGUUGUAGAAGUACCGUAGCGGGCUUCUAGAACAGUCGGUAACCUAAGUAGACGGUUUCUGGCGUGCAAUAGGGCAAAAGAUUUUCAUGGGUUUUUAUCAGGAGUAGGUAAAUUAUAGUGUUUUUUUACAUCUUUUACUUUAGUUCUUUCCUCGAUCGUUGUUCGUUCUCUUUGCGUUGGGAGACUUGUAUUUUUUUGAUACAUGGUUCCGUGCGGAAUGUUAUGCCUUAAUUCAUCAAGUUGAUGUUUGUUUUUUUGUAGCUAUCGUCGUGUUUCAUCUUAUGAAAAGAGAAUUCAAAAGGUCAAAUACAAAUAUAUCUAGUUACCUUGGAAUGUUUUAUCUAUUCCUGUAACCACGUUGGAUCAUCUUUGACGACCGCAAUGCAUGGGAAAGGGGAGCACUGCUGGUAUGGGCUGCGGAGAGGUUGGGGAAUCAAUAUAGAGCGACGACUUUCCUCAGAGAUUGUUCUCUUGAAGAAAUGAAUAUCAAAAUUAUGAAUUGCCGGGAGAAAAUUAGACGCUGGCUCGUCGCAAACGACAGUGUCCCUAAUUCUAAUUCUAAUUGCAUUGAUUGAAACACUUAUCGUGGGUCACGACAUGCGUCUACCUGGUGGAAACUUUGCGCUUGUGAACUCUUAUUCGAUGAUGCUGGGGUAUCAUGCUAUGCAUCUAGUAUGAUUGAUCUUGACUGCGGUGCUUGGCGGUCGUUCUUGUCAAUGUUGAAUUCUUGUUGUUGUCUGCUACUGCCAUUAUUCUACAACGAACUUCAACUUCCUUGCGUCACCUAGACGAAGAUGCUGCAGGCGCAUACUAUGCAUUAGUGGAUCAACAAGUUAGAGACUCAAAUACGA
Amoebophrya sp. A25 is the source of this 16987-nucleotide messenger RNA. Lineage: Eukaryota; Dinophyceae; Syndiniales; Amoebophryaceae. The record is from the annotation of a GenBank genome assembly.